AUGAUUGAAUCUCAGAGGCAUUCUUAUCAUUUGGUAGAUCCAAGUCCAUGGCCUAUUUCGGGUUCCCUCGGAGCUUUGGCAACCACCGUAGGAGGUGUGAUGUACAUGCACCCAUUUCAAGGGGGUGCAACACUUCUCAGUUUGGGCCUCAUAUUUCUCCUAUAUACUAUGUUCGUAUGGUGGCGCGAUGUUCUACGUGAAUCCACGUUGGAAGGACAUCAUACCAAAGUCGUACAAUUAGGACCUCGAUAUGGUUUUAUUCUGUUUAUCGUAUCGGAGGUUAUGUUCCUUUUUGCUCUUUUUUGGGCUUCUUCUCAUUCCUCUUUGGCACCUACGGUAGAGAUCGGAGGUAUUUGGCCCCCAAAGGGGAUUGGGGUUUUAGAUCCUCGGGAAAUCCCUUUUCUUAAUACCCUUAUUCUCCCUUCAUCCGGAGCUGCCGUAACUUGGGCUCAUCAUGCUAUACUCGCGGGGAAGGAAAAGCGAGCUGUUUACGCUUUAGUAGCUACCGUUUCACUGGCUCUAGUAUUCACGGGCUUUCAAGGAAUGGAAUAUUAUCAAGCACCCUCCACUAUUUCGGAUAGUAUUUAUGGUUCUACCUUUUUCUUAGCAACGGGCUUUCAUGGGUUUCAUGUGAUUAUAGGUACUCUUUUCUUGAUCGUAUGUGGUAUUCGCCAAUAUCUUGGUCAUCUGACCAAGGAGCAUCACGUUGGCUUUGAAGCAGCUGCAUGGUACUGGCAUUUUGUAGACGUGGUUCGGCUAUUCCCAUUUGUCUCUAUCUAUUGGUGGGGAGGUAUAUGA
Molecule: messenger RNA, 798 nt
Organism: Daucus carota subsp. sativus
Lineage: Eukaryota; Viridiplantae; Streptophyta; Magnoliopsida; Apiales; Apiaceae
Source: the annotation of a RefSeq genome assembly